Ornithorhynchus anatinus (platypus) is the source of this 2211-nucleotide messenger RNA. RefSeq names its product adenosylhomocysteinase like 2 (gene AHCYL2). The transcript is spliced from 17 exons. The record is from RefSeq and is a predicted model, not a curated record. Gene Ontology annotation, cellular component: cytosol. Gene Ontology annotation, biological process: L-methionine cycle. NCBI's taxonomy places the organism in Eukaryota, Metazoa, Chordata, Mammalia, Monotremata, Ornithorhynchidae. The coding region runs from base 507 to 2033 and encodes 508 amino acids.
CCUCCUUGACCUUGCUCCUUAUUGAUCUUGGUAUCAGCACUUCCAGUGACGUGUCCCCGAGGGGGCGGGGGUGAAGCGACAAGUACCACACACAGAGAAAAGGAGGCAGUCGCCUGGCAAUUUUGCAUUGUGUUGCAGCAGAAAAGCAGCACGGGAGGAGCUGGGGAGAGUGGCUGGGUGGCCGUGGCCCUGCUAAAAGACAGAGCCCGGGCUGGGAAAAUCUUGCAUCCGGUCCCAGAUUGGAAGCAGAAGCAGGAGGCAUUGACACAAUCCGUUUCAGGGAAGUCCCUCUGGUUGCGGCUCCUUGACCUCCGAGGCUGAUUUGAAUAGGAGGAGGCCUUUGUCUCAAGGGGGUGCAGGCUGACCCUAACUGUAGCAGCUUGAAUAACAAAGGUGUCGAGCCGCUCUUGGGGCCGGGCCGAGCAUACCUUACUCCCAGCACGGGCAUAGUCAAGUCCGCUUCCCUCUCUGCACCCGGAUACUCUUAAACUGCCCCAGCCUGCACCAUGGAGAAGUGGAACGGUGACGCAGGCACCUCUGCUUUCCACAUGCCUGAAUGGAUGAUCCAGUUUGCCGACCAGAAGCAGGAGUUCAACAAGCGUCCCACCAAGAUCGGCCGCCGUUCCCUCUCCCGUUCCAUAUCUCAAUCAUCUACUGACAGCUACAGCUCAGCGGCUUCGUAUACAGACAGUUCCGACGAUGAGACCUCUCCCCGAGACAAACAGCAGAAGAACUCCAAGGGCAGCAGCGACUUCUGCGUCAAAAACAUCAAGCAGGCUGAGUUCGGCCGAAGGGAGAUCGAAAUCGCUGAGCAAGAAAUGCCUGCACUGAUGGCUCUGAGGAAGCGAGCUCAGGGAGAAAAGCCACUGGCUGGAGCCAAGAUUGUGGGCUGCACGCACAUCACCGCCCAGACUGCUGUGCUCAUGGAGACCCUGGGUGCUCUGGGGGCUCAGUGCCGAUGGGCUGCCUGCAACAUCUACUCCACUCUCAACGAAGUGGCCGCUGCCCUGGCAGAAAGUGGUUUCCCCGUUUUUGCCUGGAAGGGAGAGUCAGAAGAUGACUUCUGGUGGUGCAUCGACCGCUGCGUGAACGUGGAGGGAUGGCAGCCCAAUAUGAUCUUGGACGACGGAGGGGACCUCACACACUGGAUCUACAAGAAGUAUCCCAAUAUGUUUAAGAAAAUCAAGGGCAUAGUGGAGGAGAGUGUCACUGGCGUCCACAGGCUGUACCAGUUAUCCAAGGCGGGGAAGCUCUGUGUCCCAGCCAUGAACGUCAAUGAUUCAGUCACCAAACAGAAGUUUGACAACCUCUACUGCUGCCGGGAGUCAAUUCUUGAUGGCCUGAAAAGGACAACCGACAUGAUGUUUGGCGGGAAGCAAGUAGUGGUCUGUGGCUAUGGAGAGGUUGGGAAAGGUUGCUGUGCUGCUUUGAAGGCCAUGGGCUCCAUUGUGUACGUGACCGAGAUCGACCCCAUCUGUGCCUUGCAGGCUUGCAUGGACGGCUUUCGGCUCGUGAAACUCAAUGAGGUCAUUCGACAAGUGGACAUUGUCAUCACCUGCACUGGUAACAAGAACGUGGUGACAAGAGAGCACUUAGACCGCAUGAAGAACAGCUGCAUUGUCUGCAACAUGGGACAUUCCAACACGGAGAUCGACGUGGCAAGCCUGCGCACACCGGAGCUGACCUGGGAGCGGGUGCGAUCCCAAGUUGACCACGUGAUCUGGCCGGAUGGCAAGAGGAUAGUGCUGCUGGCGGAGGGCCGCCUCCUGAACCUGAGCUGCUCCACGGUGCCCACCUUUGUGCUGUCCAUCACUGCCACUACGCAGGCCCUCGCCUUGAUCGAACUGUACAACGCCCCCGAGGGACGCUACAAGCAGGACGUCUACCUGCUGCCCAAGAAAAUGGAUGAAUACGUGGCGAGUCUCCACCUGCCCACCUUCGACGCCCACCUGACCGAGCUGACGGACGAGCAGGCCAAGUACCUGGGGCUCAACAAGAACGGGCCCUUCAAGCCCAACUACUACAGGUAUUAAGGUUCUCUAUCUGAAGCCCGAAGGAGUCUAGGGAACCAGAACCCCACGUCUCUUCUCCACUACUGUACAGGAUGGAACCCAGCAAGCUGCUUCCCCCGUUAGAGCCGGCUGCCGUGCUCUCUUCGUAGACAGUGUGUUAGGUUAUUUAUUUAUUAAAAAACUAGAGCCUGUGCCCGCA